Molecule: messenger RNA, 1815 nt
Organism: Gloeophyllum trabeum ATCC 11539
Lineage: Eukaryota; Fungi; Basidiomycota; Agaricomycetes; Gloeophyllales; Gloeophyllaceae
Exons: 2
Coding region: 1-1815 (604 amino acids)
Source: RefSeq, a predicted model, not a curated record
AUGCUCCCACCCUCCCUCGUCCGUCCGAGGACGCCCCCCACUGUACACGAUGGCGCACUGGUCAUUCCAUUCUGGCCUGCGUUCGGCCCAACGCGCGCAUACUGUGCGGCUGGCAGGUCCUCGUCACCGAGCGCGCGCCCCGCUAUCCCCGCGCAUUCCGAACGGGACCGAAGUGCGCCUCGGUGGAUGACCGGGCGGCUGGCGCAUGUCUCGCAUCCAUCGGAGUAUCCAGAGAGAGGGUCCAAAAGGUAUAAAAGCCCGCUCGUUUGCAGGCUGACCGACACACAAACUCUUCCACCUACUGCCACUUGCCUCUUGACGAGCCAACACUUGUAUCUUCUCAGCACUACUAUUCUCUACCACCCACUACCAUUCAUCGCAUUCAGUAUGAGAAUCGCAUCUGGUUCAUCGAUCCUCUUCGCUUCGCUCGCCUUGACCGCCUCUGGUGCUCCGGUCAACGAAGGCAACGCGGAAUCCCACCCCAACUCUCCCCGACCCUCAGCGUCGGGCUCGAUGGGCGGCAAGGUAUCUGGCGGCGCCCACAUCGGUAGAGGGUUACCCUCCACUAUCGCUGCGCGUGAUGCAUCCCCUCUGUGCAGCCUCGAAGGCAUGGUCAAAGGUAUCCCUAUCAUCGGAGACCCUGUUGCAGGCAUAGUCAACACUCUUGUUGGCGGGUGCGACGCGGGUGCCUCGUCCCAGGCUGUGACGACCCAGUCGCUCGCGGAUACGGAGUGCAUCGUCAAGUCGAUCGUAACCUCUCUGCCCUCUGUUGGAAGCUUGCUAAGGCCUAUCAUCGAUGGCAUCCGUCUCUGCCCCGACGGUGCUGGAGCAGAGAGUGUCAAUGCCCAGAGUGCCGAGCCCCUUGACGCCGACAAGCUGGAGCAGAUCGCUGCUGCCGUGUCACAGGCAGCGGCUAGCAUUGAAGCUGCCCACAGUCAGCCAACCGGCAAGAGCAGGCGCCAGCUCCCCGUUCCUGAACCAGCUCCAUCUACCACAGCUAGCUCUUCAAUCGCCUCAGUCUCUUCGAGCGGUGUGGCGGAGAUGGCUAUGCCUACUCCCCCGAUCGUCCUUCCCGUCAGUGCGCCUGGCGCGCCUGCCCUUCCGGUGCCUCCCAACACCCCCGAGUCCUCUUCGUCCUCCACUAUGCCCUCCUCUACCUCCCUCUCUCCUCGUCAGCUCCUUCCAGUGCAGUCUAGCUCGGGCGCCAUGUCGAGCAUAACUUCGGACAGCGCUGCUCCGACGCAGAUGGCUCGUCGCACCGAGGAUGAAUUCACUACCACCACUGCCUCCGACGAAGUCCUCCCAUCCUCCGUCUCACCCUCUACCGCUCAGUCAGACGCUUCUGCUGAGCCUACGCUGGGUGCUCGCCAGCUACCUCCUGCGCUCCCUGUGAACCCCCCUGCGCUCCCAGUGAGCCCCCCUUCUCUCCCCAUAAACCCCCCUUCUCUCCCCAUAAACCCCCCUUCUCUCCCCGUAAACCCCCCCGUGAACCCCCCCAUGUCUUCCUCCUCGACGUCUUCUACCGUACCCAGCGACGCCUCCUCCACGGGCAUGGCUCAGAGGGACCUCCCUACUCCUCCCGCUCUCCCAAUCAAUGCUCCUGUGCAGCCUCCUAGCGCCCCGGUCUCGCCUCCUAGCGCCCCAGUCUCGCCUCCUAGUCCGCCCUCGGCACCUGCUCCCGCCAAGGACGCCGCCGGCAAGACUCCUGCAAGUGACGCACCCGUGUUUCAUUUCAUGGGCGUCGCUGCAUUUGGGCCCGAGAUGACUGCGUCGCAAUCCGCAUCCAGCGCCGGCUCGACUUCGACUUCUGCAUGA